CGAAGAUUUUUGGGUCAGUCUGCUGAGUGACGACGACUUUAUAAUUUCGUCCUACAAAUUCCUGCAAAGUAGUAUUUUGUUAUAAUUUUUUGGGAAAAAGUAUUGCUAAAAAUGGUUGUUGGCUUUACAUCCGUCUCAUCAACCAAACCUCUCCCGAAAAUAAGGGAGGAAACCGUGCCCGAGUAUUUGUUGGAGAGGGCAAAGCACUUUUUGAAGGAGGGCCGGGAGGCAUUUCUGGAGAACGGUUUGACCGGGGAGCGUCUCACCUUUAAAAACUUUGACAAUGAGACGCUACGAGUCGCGAGUUGUUUCUACAAGCGUGGCCUUCGCAAGGGAGACAUCGUCGUUUACAUGACGUCUCACCAGCUCCCACAAAUCGUCAUGAUGAUGGGCGUCUGGCGUGCAAAUGGGGUCGUUCGUUCGCUCUAUGUCGACGAGUCUGAAGAAACCAUCCUGGAAAAGAUUAAGGAGUCGAACUCCCGCUGGAUUUUCUGUGACGCCGAAAAUGCCCCAAAAUGUCAAAGUAUUGCCGACAAGGUGGGAUGGACCGUGGAAAUCGUGGUAUGUGGCGAGGGGGCGGAUGGGUUUCAAAAUUUUGCUGAGUUUUAUAAAGACAAUGGAAAAUCUGCGCCAAAAUUUGAAAUGACCGGAGACGACAUGGCUAUUAUUUUACCGACGUCGGGAACCACAGGACCUAGCAAGGGAGCGUGGCAUUCUCACAAGGGGCUUGUUCACGAUAUCCGUCAAUGGGCCGGUUUCCCUUUCAUGCAGCACAAGCCUAAUCUGAUAGCAUCGAAGGGGACGCACGUUUCUGGGGCGCUGCUUCCCUUCGCCAUGCUCGUGAGGGGAGUGUUGGGCGUCGUGCUGGCGAAAAUGAGCAAGGAGAUCAUCAUCCAGACCGUGGACAAAUAUAAGCCCGGCGUGGUGUUUGCUUUCCCCAGCUUUCUCCUUUCGCUGGGUUCGUCUGAUGCUGAUGGGUAUGACGUGACCUCGGUUGAAACCAUUUUUACCGGAGGCAGCCCCACCACGGAGGAAAUGCACAAGGCAUUCAUGGCCAUUACUAAUGUAAAAUUGGUCAUGAUCGCGUUCGGACUGACGGAGGGUCCGUGUGUAUCGACAACGGCGGAUAUGAGAGAAACUGGGGCGCAUGAGGCGUACAAAAACAUUCCAGCCGGCACCGUGGGUAAGCCGUAUCCCGGAGGCCAACUCCAAAUCAGGGAUCUCGACACGAUGGAAGUGCUGGGACCCAAUCAACGUGGGGAAAUCGUGGCUCGGGGGGAUUACAUUUUCCAAGGAUAUUACAAGAACCCAGAGAGUACGAAGAAUGCCUUCAUCGACGGCUGGUUUAGAACGGGGGAUGUCGGAUAUCUGAACGAUGACGGAUUCCUCUUCAUCGUCGACAGGGCGAAGGAUAUUUUCAAAUAUUUCCAUAAUCACAUAUCGCCCACUGAAUUGGAGGGUGUUAUCCAACUGCACCCAGAAGUGAAGGAAGUUUGUGUCUUUCCCGUCCCCGAUGAAGGGGGCGAAGUUCCGAGAGCUUUCGUGACUUUGAUGAAUCACAAGAAUGGAAAAAGUUUGGCACAGUUGGCCACGGAAAUUAAAACCUUUGCGGAUGGAAAGCUGGCAACGUACAAGCAGCUCAAGGGAGGAUUGUACAUUGUGGAGGAUUUUCCAAAGGGAAAGACAGGAAAAGUGGUGAGGACUAUGGUGGGACAAAUGCCACUCCCCACAUACUAGAAUUUUACAGCACAAAUGUUUCAAAAGUCUUGUUUCUAUGAAUUGCUGUGAAUUACUUAGUUAAAUAAUUUGAAUUUCAUUAAAUAAUGAGUUCAUGUAGAUAGUUUAAAAAAAA
Messenger RNA from Folsomia candida, 1852 nucleotides. Its product is annotated as 4-coumarate--CoA ligase 1. The record is from RefSeq and is a predicted model, not a curated record. NCBI's taxonomy places the organism in Eukaryota, Metazoa, Arthropoda, Collembola, Entomobryomorpha, Isotomidae. The transcript is spliced from 12 exons. The coding region runs from base 112 to 1737 and encodes 541 amino acids. Gene Ontology annotation, molecular function: CoA-ligase activity.